Oncorhynchus nerka (sockeye salmon) is the source of this 1539-nucleotide messenger RNA. RefSeq lists its product as uncharacterized. Lineage: Eukaryota; Metazoa; Chordata; Actinopteri; Salmoniformes; Salmonidae. Bases 157 to 1539 code for a protein of 460 amino acids. The transcript has 15 exons. Gene Ontology annotation, biological process: mitochondrial fusion. The record is from RefSeq and is a predicted model, not a curated record.
AAAUAUAUGUGUUGCCAUGAGACAUCUAACCGUUAGAACAUAUCGGCGUUCUAUUGAAGGUUUUCUGUUCGAAAACAAGAACAACUUCAAUUUGCUGUUCAACAACAACAAACUUGACUGAUUUUUGAGACCUGAGAUUGAAACAUCGACUGGAAAAUGCCUGGGUGCUUUUCAAGAUUGACGGAGAGAGUGCGAGGACGUCGGCAGCCUUCUGCGUCGACAGGUUGUUCAAAUUCAUUUAUGGGUUGUUUUUGUUGUCUUUUUCCUUUUUGCAGGGUUCGCGAUCGUCGGGAGGUGGACAGCGACAGCGACUUCGAAGAGGAAUCAACUGUGCUGGAUGAGGUCCAGUUGGAUGUGCCACUGCUGCCAGUUAUCCUUCAUGUCCAGGAUGCUGCUAUCAUCCUCGAGAAUGUGCCAGAUGUGCUGACUAUCCUUGAGGAGGCCACUGGUAAUUGGCAGCUGAUACCGAUUAGGUUCAGCCCCCUGUACUGUGGGCCUGUUGUGAUCAGGAACAAUGCCGGUCCGGUGGCUAAAGCCUGGAGAACUUUCCAGUUCAUCAGCCCCAUUAUCACCUACAUGCGUGGGGGAUCCCAGCAGGUGGUGGUGAGGAUGCACCAUGUGAGUAGGGUUCGAGGCCUGGAGACUCAACUGGUGUGGGCCAUCUCCAAGGAGACAGCCAGGCUUAGUCCAGAGGGCAUCCCCUACUGUGCCACCAAGGUGCAGUCCGUCACUUGGAUCCAGUAUGUGGCUGGCAGGGUGACCCAGUAUGCGUCUCACCUCCGCCACGAGACAUCUGUGGAUGUGACGUUUGGCUGCUACCAGCAGACUGAUGUCUCGGUGGUGUACGCGACUCUCCACAUGGGGCUGGAUGGGCUGCUCUCCUCCUCGUGGGGGUCGGAGGCUGCCUCCGUCUCUACGCCCACCAAUCAGCAGUUCACUGAGCCAGAGCCUGAGGACCACAACUGCUAUGAGGGCUGGGAGGAGGACCUGCUGCCUGAGGAGAGGGAGGUUCCUCUGCUAAACCUCUACCUUACCACCAAGAGAGUGGAGGACAUCACCCUGAGGCUCGUCUCCCUGCGCCAGGCCUUCACUACACUGCUUGGUUCCACCCUGGGCAGGAACCAUCUGUUUGUGGCAGGAAAGGUCCUAAUGGGCGCACUGGUCCAGGCCCACCACAUGGACGAGGCCCAAUUCAUCCGUGCCUAUAAUGACUUUGUGGACUACCUGAGUGACCCCUCCAAGAAGAUUGACAUUGAGAGGGAGCUGGCUGAGGCAAAGAUCCAUCAUGUUAACCUGAUAGAUGUCCUCUUUGAACUGGUGCUGUUUGGGUUGAUGACAGCUCAGAAGUCCCUGAUGGUGCACCCUGGUGGGUUCAUGGAGCGUCUGUACGCUCUCCUGUACUCCUUCCUGCCCGCUGCUGCCAGCAUUGAGCCAAAGGCUGAGAGAUACCUGCUGCUGCUCAAUGAUUCUUGUGACACUUUGCCACCUAACAGGGAUCUAGACACUAAUGCACUACAUUACUUUAGUCUACCAUUGUAG